AGAGAGAGAGGUAGCAGUCAGUGCAAUGGGAUAGAGGAGAGCGAGGAGGAGGAGGAGGAGAGUGAAUGAGAGCUGCUGGAUCUGCCUUGCCUGUGUGCUUGCCUGUCGUCUGCUGAAGCUGGGUUUACUGCCGCGCCACGCUGCACUGGCACAGAGCAGAGUCACGGCCCAUUUGCACCAGCGUCUGCACUCCCAGCACCAACACAGAGCCACACAGCACCGGUUCUUACCCCAGCGACACCCACCAGCAAGGACAUCCAGGGGCAGAGCUCACCAGGCUUUCUCCAUCACCAAAGGGGGGAAGCAGCAGCUACGAAAGGGGCCUGACGCUACAAUUUAGGAACCAGCUGCUACUUUAACCAAAUCCCCCUCCACCUUAUCCCAUCCUUACCAACACCACCGCCGCUCCUUUCUUGCUUCUCCCUAUGCCCUUGUCCGCGGUGGCUCCUCUCACCUCCCUGGCCAGUAUAUGGAUAGAAGCUCCCUGUUUCAGCUCAUACAAGAGCAGCUGGACCCAGACAACACCGGUUUCAUUGCAGUGGAGAACUUCACCAGCUUGGUGGAGCACCAUGAGCUGCAGCUGGACCCGUCCAAACUGGACAUGCUGUUAGCCCUGGUCCAGAGCAAUGAAGAGGGACAGGUGUGCUACCAGGAGCUCAUCGAGCUGAUGAGCAGUAAGCGCUCCAGCAGUUUCCGACGUGCCAUUGCAAAUGGCCGCCGUACGCUGCAACGGGAGAUCCUGCUGGACGAAACGGGGCUCGGUCUGUACAAACGUUUUGUGCGGUAUGUGGCCUACGAGAUCCUGCCCUGCGAGACGGACCGGCGCUGGUACUUCCACCAGAACCGCCUGUGUCCCCCUCCUGUCUUCAUCGCCAUCGUCACCAUCGUACAGAUUAUUGUGUUCAUGUGCUAUGGCAUCAUGCUGAACAAGUGGGUACUGCAGACCUAUCAGCCCGACUUCAUGAAGAGCCCCCUGGUCUAUCAUCCCGGCCACCGUGCACAAGUGUGGCGCUUCUUCAGUUACAUGUUCAUGCACGUUGGUUUGGAGCAGCUGGGGUUCAACGCUUUACUGCAGCUGAUGAUUGGCGUUCCUUUGGAGAUGGUCCAUGGCAUCUUACGAAUAAGCCUGCUUUACAUGGCAGGAGUGCUGGCCGGCUCACUGACAGUGUCCAUCACCGACAUGCGUGCUCCAGUGGUGGGGGGCUCUGGAGGGGUCUACGCUCUGUGCUCAGCGCAUCUGGCCAACGUCGUCAUGAACUGGGCCGGGAUGCGUUGUCCUUACAAGCUGCUCCGCAUGAUCCUGGCGCUAGUUUGCAUGAGUUCGGAGGUGGGUCGUGCAGUCUGGCUCCGCUUCUCACCGCCGCUGCCCUCCUCGGGGCCCCAGCCCAGCUUCAUGGCACACCUAUCGGGGGCCGUGGUCGGUAUCAGCAUGGGGCUGCUGAUUCUGCGCAGCUAUGAGGAGAGUCUGCAGAAACAGUGCUCUUGGUGGGUCAUCGUCUUCUCCUUCAUCACCUUUCUCCUCUUCGCCAUCUUCUGGAACAUCUUUGCAUAUGAGCUGCUGGGGGUGCAGAUACCGCCGCCUCCCUGAUGAAUGCCCCCCUCCCCCCACAGGUCCUCCUCCACAUACACACUGACUCCAACCCUGCUCCAAACAAAGGCUCCCCUUUGUCCAUAGUUAACAUUUCCUCUAAAGUUAGACCCAAAUGAAAUGAUAUGAUAUCAUUCGAAACUAAAAAAUAACCAAGAAUCCUUUUUUACAGAUACUUUGCAAAUCAAAGAAAUAUGUCUCUUUUAUUAAAGAGGGAUUACAGUAGCAACACGUACAGGUGAACGUUCCUCAGAUCCCUUUUGAGGAGCAUUACAUCUUUUUAUACAUACGUCGAAAUUUCAUCCACAUUACCAGCACUAACCUUUCAGUGAGCAGUUAGCCAUUGUGCUCUUUAUUUCCGAGGUUUUUGAACAGCUGUUUCAUCGGUCGUUCCUAUGAGUGCAUCUUUCAUACACGUAAAGAAGAAUCCAAGUUGAUGCCGCGUGUCUGUGGUGAAAGGCGAAAGGAAACGAGAACUAAAGGAAGGAAAACAGUAGGAGUGUGUGUUGCAGUGGUGACAACGUUGGCAAAACGCAAUAACAAAUGUUUUGUUUCAUGAAGGUUUGCUUAAAGGCACUUAAAAAGAGUAGACACCUGAAUCUGAGACCUAUGGCUAUGCCACAAAUCAAAGCUGCAGCUGCUUUGAACGAAGAUUAAGAGAAGAGUUUCAGGAAAAAAGAGUUUAUUUCUGGGAGCAGCAAUAAAAAAAAAUACAGAAGCACCAAUGGAAUAUGAUUGCUGAUAUGAUUUUUUGCUUCCCCAGCCCUGCUGUAACUCACAGAGGACAUUGGCUUUUUGCAAAAUUGCUGGCUCACUGAUUGAAAAACAAAAACAACAGAUAGAACAAAUUGAGCUGCUAAGAAGGAUCUCCAGUCCGAUUAUGAGACAUCAGUCAAAAUUCUUUGCCCCUGAGUGCAAAUGGCUUUACCACAGGAAGGAGGAAAAAGGGGAGGAGAAAAGAUGUAAAUGUAAGUUUCAUGUGGAUUCUUUCUUUGGCAAUGAGUACCUUAAGAAUUAUCUGUCAUUUUUACUUCAUGGGGUCCUGAAAAAUUAGAAAACGUGCAUUUAUUUAUGUUAUUUUCAUGAUAUUAUACCUACACUGUGGAUACAGACACAUAGUUCACACAACGUAGACAAGAUGGGAAGAUGGGAAGAUGUGAAAUGAAAGUCACCACGUGACAGGAGAGAAGCGAAUAAGAAGCUCAUGAGAAAAUGUGAGCUGAAGUUCCCUGGAGGCUCAUCACUUCAGCGAGUGAACUCCUCCUGUUGCUGUGUCACACUGACCACCAACUUGCUAGGCGCAUCAUGUAAAAUAUGCCAUGUCAUGCUCUGUGCUCUUAGCGAGACACAAACACACACACACACACACACACACACACACACACACACACACACACACACACACACACUGGCCUCUGCCUGUUCUUGCUCUGACAGACUGAACUGGGGAGAGAGCGGAUGUGUCAUCAUCUGACCUCUGACCUUCAUGUCCCAGAGGGCAUCGGGGUCUCUCUGUCAGGCCCGGUCUAUACCUCAGUUUCUCAUUCUUAGGGACUGUAUACUUUUGUAAAGGAAUGUACCUAUAAUGAAAAAAAAAAAGAGUGUUAUUAAGUUGUCCCCAUUUUUCAUUUGAUAGUGGAUGUAUAUCUAGUAUAUUUAUUUGUAAUUUUUUUCCUCUUUGAAGGGAAAAGAGAAACAUUUCAAAUGGUGCAAAAUGCUAUGAUUGUUAUUCUUCUGUAUGGCUUUGACAAAUAGUCUUUGAGGCAGAAUCCCCGGGUUUGUUAGAUGGCCACCAAUGGCUCAAGCUCACUUGAUUUUAUAAAUCGUUAGUGCUUUACAAAAUAAGCCAUAGACAGAACUAAUUGGAGAGGGUAAAAGAAGAGGAAAAAUAUGGUUUUGGGGUUAAAACUUGCUGUUUGUUAGCUACAGUGAAACGUGUACAUGCGUGUGUGCGCGUGUGCAACACAUCAUUUCUUCAUUGUGAAUAUUCAACAGGUGAUGUGAAAGAUGACAAACUGUGCAAAUACAAAAUUAAACUCUGGACUGUUUAGGAUGUUUUCAUGUAGCGAGACACAUUUUUACAACUUGUUCGUCAACCUGUUUGUAGUCAAUGAUGCAGCUUCAUUUUGCAAGUGCCCAUAUCUCCAAACUCUCCCCGGCAGCGCACAAAUGCCUCAGUGCAGCUCUUCUUUUUGCAUAUAACAAAUUAUGGACAGAGCUUCUGUCAUAUAUUGUCUCUAGAGUGAAUCAAACUUUUUUGGAAAGCUGAGGAUAGGAAAGCAAUUACAUUUACUCAUGCUACGUUCCAUUUUUCAGUCUUACAAUCAAUAAUUAAUUUGAAUGUCCAAGACUGCCUGAGGAAAGAAAUGUGUUAUGCAUUUGCCAAUUUUGAUAGUUGGUCAUAAAUACAGUUCUCAGCAUUUGUGUCUACAUGAAACUCAUAGUAACAGGAGACUCUGUAUUGAAUGAGGAAAUCUGUAUGAAAUAGCCAGAAAAAUAGCCAUUUUCAGAUGCAUUAAAAAAGAUAUGUAUAUUAAUGGAUCUUUGAUAGAAACUCUUGUGUAUACUAUGAAAUAAUAUUGCUUGGGAUAGCAAAAAUACAUUGAUGAUUGAUGCAUAAUACCGUGUUAGCUUAUAAUGAAGAUAAAGAGGAUGCCACGGAAGAGGUUAAUGCACCUCUUUAACGGAAGAUUCAUAGGAAUAUAGGGUUGUAAAAAGGGCUAGUAAAUGGCUAUGUUUUAUAUUACAUAUUAACUGUGAAUUUUUCCCCUCCUGGAAGUACGUGCAGGACUAAAAUUGAAGACUUGUGAAUUCUUCUUGCCCCUAAAAAAAGAUACUCAACUGAGUUGUCCUCACACAAAGGGACCUGCCUGGUGUUUGAUUUAUAAUUAUGUAUCUUCUGAAAAGAAAGCAGACACUAGCAUCAUAAACAGAAGAACAGAACUUGAGCAGUGCAUGUAUCUUACAUAAGGAAGGUGGAGGGGGUAAAGUUUUCUAGAUUAGUUUAUUUACUUCUCUGUAAACCAAAUCUCCCUGAGCCAUCCCCAACACACCUUCUAAACAAACUCACAUCCUGUCUGAUACAGGCCUUUCCUGCAUUCAGACUAUUUCUUAAAGGACAGGCGUGAUAGAGGCCUGUGUUGGCAAACCUCAGCAGCAUCGUACGUGCUCUCCCAUCACCUCCAGUGUCAAGAUGAUGCAUGGCUCAUCCGAGGACACACCAGAGCCCAAAGCCAGGCCGUAAACAGGAUAUCAUCCUUUAAUAAGUGGUUCUGACAGGCUGCAUGAUGUUAAUUUAAUUGCUGUCUUUUGAUUGACCCAUUUGUUUUCAUCAGUAUAAGGAAGGCACAGAAGAAUGGCAUGAGCUGAAUAUAUGAGCAGACCAUCAAUAACAUGCAAUCUAUCACCACCCACCACCCCCCUUUCUUUGACUGGUUUCGAUACAGUGCGGUAUGAGAUGAUGUUGUGCCAACUUGUUUGACUCUCAUUCUGUGCUCGUCCGAUUCAAAAAUGCUGCAUACUUGACAUUUCUCUGCUGUUACCUGUUCCUUUAUUUAGUCAUCUGUGGGCCUUUUUUUGCACUUAUUAUAAUGUAGUUCACUGACAUGUUGGCAUGUGCCAUAUUCUCUACUGCCAUAAACAUUCUUUUAAGCUUUUAUACCUCCCUAUGCCAAUCCAUUGUGCUGUUAUGCCCAAUGCCUUGUUAUAAUAUAGCCGCCCAGAACUAAGCACCGGGCAGAAAAAGCUGCUUUGCCAUCAGCUGUACGGUGUAUUAUGAUCAUGCAUAGAAUCCAUAAGAGAAAGAGGCCGCGGUGCAAACAACUGAAAUUGUUAAUAUAGCCAGUAGCUGCUCUGAACAGCUGCUCCCCAAACAAGCCGGCCAGGUUGCCUUUUCUUAGUGUUUAUUGCUACUUAGAUAUACAGUAUACAUGGGUGACUCUCACUGCAGGACUGUGCAAGUAAAGCAGGCGACUGUAGCUCCAGAGAUGAAAUUGUACUUACAGCAACUGUGCAUACAAGGGUUUCACUAAAGACAUUGUACUUGAAAUGCUGGUUUCUAGGACCCCAAAUGUACAAACAUUUGGCCUUGAGAACCAAAUUAGCCUGAAUAUUAUAACACAAAUGUGCAAAAUAUAACAUCUUAAACUGGAUGGGACAGUGCAGACUAACAAGCGUCUGUGAAUCCUGAUGCUUGCAGGUUGUCAUAACUCAACACCUAUCCAUUAUGCUAAAAAUAAAAAGUCUACAGUAUUGAACUUGAUGAAGAUAAGUGAACACAGAUUUUUGUCUACCACAGCUAGAAACAAGCAUACAGUGGUUUGUAACUGCAUUCAGGGUUUGUUUCUAGAGAUGAAGGUGUAUUUUCUGGUUUGUAACAGAGAAUGUUGCUAAAGUCGUAGUUUCCCAGUUUCUAGCUUUGGUACAGAAUAUUUUCAUGUUCACAAAACCUGCCUGAGCCCCUCGAGCUCAUGCAAAUAUCAACAGGUGGUUUCUUUAAAUGAAUCGUUUCCUUCUAAA
Etheostoma cragini (Arkansas darter) is the source of this 6106-nucleotide messenger RNA. RefSeq names its product rhomboid, veinlet-like 1 (Drosophila) (gene rhbdl1). The record is from RefSeq and is a predicted model, not a curated record. Lineage: Eukaryota; Metazoa; Chordata; Actinopteri; Perciformes; Percidae. The transcript has 8 exons. Gene Ontology annotation, cellular component: membrane. Gene Ontology annotation, molecular function: serine-type endopeptidase activity. The coding region runs from base 470 to 1588 and encodes 372 amino acids.